UCUCUCGUCCACCCAGCCCACGGUAUUACAAAACGCCACAAUAAUUCUCGCUUUCACCUUCCACGAAUCAAGAUCCAAUCUCUCUCUCUCAAAAGAAAGAAAUAACCAGCUGUGGUAGAGUUUGUGGUGUUUGCAGGCGGUGGUGGUGGCGGUGGUUGUGGAUGGCAAGGGCCAACAAGUAUUCCUCCGUUAACUUUAACCAUGUCUAUGAUAAAAACUUAACCAACAACGGUACCCCUAAUACCGCUAACAAUACAACAAAACAGCCGUCUUCUUCUUCUUCAUCUGCUCUGUAUUCUGCAAUAUCUUCUCCCAAUACUUACAAAAACCAUCUUUCGUCUUCCCGCUCCCAUGGCCGUAUGCUGGUUCUGACCCGUCCCUCUCCCAAACCCGUUUCUUCCGUUGCUACCCAGCCCACUGUUUCACCUUCUCCGCAAAUCCCAUCGACCCAACAACCUCAAGUGCCUAAUUCGGAUCAAGCGCGGUCUGAACCGGAAACCGACCAGAUUUCUCUCCGUCCCUUGGGUCGAACGGGGGCUGCUCCGUGUGUUUCUUCUCCGGUGCUGGUACCGGAGAGGGAGAAGGAGGUAGCGCCCUUGGUGGGAUCCCCAAAGCCAGACAAGUUCGUGCCGCCGCAUCUCAGACCAGGUUUUGUUGGGAGGGAGGAGAGGCCUGGUCCAGAGGUUUUUAGGGGGAAGGAGGCGAUUCAGAGGCCACAUCCACCGCAGCAACAAGAUUAUUUUGUGUCUGCGGGUGAGUAUGGACGGCCUAAAUCUGGCGGUUAUGAGAGGAUGAAGAGAGGCGGCGAGUCAGAUCUGGGUUUGAUGAAUCGUCCCAGAUCCAGUGGGAACCGCCCCAAUUCAAGUGGAUGAGGUUCAUAUGAAGUAGUUUAACUCAUGGAAGAUAGGAUCAUACCUGGUGGUACCUUUUGAGUUUCUUAACCCUGUCGAUAGAAUUCACAUUGAAAUGAUGUAAAGCUAAAGGAUCUGGGACCUGCAUCAUUGGCUCAGGUAUUCAAUAUUUGUAGCUGUUUAAAGAAGACAUCAAGGUGCCUGCAGAAUGUAGAAUUUACUUGUGUGAUUUUUUUUCCCUGUUUAAUUAGUUUUUUUUAAUAUGAAUUUUGAAGGUGAGCAUAUACCUCGUCUAUAUUUAUUUUCCUCUAAUGUACUCGAAAAACUUUUGUUUUGUAAGACGUUCUCAUUUUGUUGUUCA
Messenger RNA from Manihot esculenta (cassava), 1212 nucleotides. RefSeq lists its product as uncharacterized. The record is from RefSeq and is a predicted model, not a curated record. The transcript has 2 exons. NCBI's taxonomy places the organism in Eukaryota, Viridiplantae, Streptophyta, Magnoliopsida, Malpighiales, Euphorbiaceae. Bases 162 to 872 code for a protein of 236 amino acids.